Orycteropus afer afer is the source of this 18801-nucleotide messenger RNA. It is a transcript of the gene ADGRV1, whose product is annotated as adhesion G protein-coupled receptor V1. The transcript is spliced from 88 exons. Gene Ontology annotation, biological process: negative regulation of adenylate cyclase activity; G protein-coupled receptor signaling pathway; cell surface receptor signaling pathway. The record is from RefSeq and is a predicted model, not a curated record. Bases 1 to 18801 code for a protein of 6266 amino acids. Gene Ontology annotation, cellular component: membrane. Gene Ontology annotation, molecular function: G protein-coupled receptor activity. Lineage: Eukaryota; Metazoa; Chordata; Mammalia; Tubulidentata; Orycteropodidae.
AUGCCCUCUGCAUCUUUAUUAGUAAAUCUUCUUUCAGCUUUACUUGUGCCCUUUGUGUUUGGUGAAACAGAAGUGAGAUUUGCUGGACAAACAGAAUUUGUUGUUAAUGAAACAAGUACAACAGUUAUUCGUCUUGUCAUCGAAAGGAUAGGAGAGCCAGCAAAUGUCACUGCAGUUGUAUCGCUGUAUGGUGAAGACACUGGGGACUUUUUUGACACAUAUGCUGCAGCUUUUAUACCCACUGGAGAAACAAAUAGGACAGUGUACAUAGCUGUAUGUGAUGAUGACCUACCAGAGCCUGAUGAAACUUUUAUUUUUCACUUAACAUUACAGAACCCCUCAGCAAACGUGAAGCUUGGAUGGCCAAGGACUGUUACUGUAACAAUAUUAUCAAAUGACAAUGCCUUUGGGAUUAUUUCAUUUAAUAUGCCUUCCUCAGUCACAGUGAGUGAGCCCAGGGGCAGAAAUGAGUCUGUGCCUCUUACUCUGAUUCGGGAAAAAGGAACAUAUGGAACAGUCACUGUGACUUUUGAGGUAGAAGAUAGCCCAAAUCCACCAGAAGAAGAUUUGAGUCCAGUUAAAGGAAAUAUCACCUUCCCUCCUGGCAGAGCCACCAUAAUUUAUAAUUUGACGGUGCUUGAUGAUGAGGUACCCGAAAAUGAUGAAAUAUUUUUGAUUCAGCUGAAAAGUUUGGAAGGAGGAGCUGAGAUCAACAUCUCUAGAAGCUCAGUUGAGAUCAUCAUUAGGAAAAAUGAUAGUCCUGUCAGAUUUACUCAGAGUGUCUUUUUGGUCCCUGAGGAAGAUCAUAUACUCACAAUUCCUGUAGUUCGUGGAAAGGAUGAUAAUGGAAAUUUGAUUGGAUCUGAUGAAUAUGAAGUUUCAAUCAAUUAUGCUGUUAUAACUGGGAAUUCAACAGCACAUGCCCAGCAAAAUGUAGAUUUCAUUGAUCUUCAGCCAAACACAACUAUUGUUUUUCUACCUUUUGUUUAUGAAUCACAUCUGAAAUUUCAAAUCAUUGAUGAUGCCAUACCAGAGAUUGCUGAAUCCUUUCAUAUUGUUUUACUAAAAGAUUCCUUACAGGGAGAUGCUGUGCUAUUAGGCCCUUCUAUUGUACAAGUCACCAUUAAGCCAAACGACAAACCUUAUGGGGUCCUCUCAUUCAACAGUAUCUUAUUCGAAAAGACAAUUAUAAUCGAUGAAGAUGCAGUCUCAAGAUUUGAAGAAAUCACAGUGAUCAGAAAUGGUGGCACUCACGGUAAUGUUUCUGUGAACUGGGUAUUGACACGGAAUAGCAGUGAUCCCUCACCGGUAACAGCAGAUAUCAGACCAAGCUCUGGAGUUCUCCAUUUUGCACAAGGGCAGAUGAUGGCAUCAAUUUCUCUGACUGUUGUGAACGAUGAUCUUCCAGAAGAGGCUGAAGCUUAUCUCCUUCAAAUUCAGCCUCAUACAAUACGUGGAGGAGCAGAAGUGAGCGCUCCAGCAGAGCUUUUGUUCUACAUUCAGGAUAGUGAUGAUGUAUAUGGCCUAAUAACAUUUUUUCCUAUGGAAAAUCAGAAGAUUGAAAGCAGCCCAGGUGAACGAUUUUUAUCCUUGAGCUUUUCAAGACAAGGUGGAACUAAAGGAGAUGUGAGGAUGCUUUAUUCUGCACUUUAUAUUCCUGCUGGACCUGUGGACACUUUCCGAGCAAAAGAUGGCAUCUUAAAUAUAUCCAGAAGAAAUAGCCUCAUUUUCCCAGAACAAAGACCUCAAGUCACUACAAAAUUACCAAUAAGAAAUGAUGCAUUCCUUCAAAAUGGGGCCCACUUUCUAGUACAGUUGGAAAAUGUGGAAUUGGUGAACAUAAUUCCCCCAAUCCCACCUAUAAGUCCUAGAUUUGGAAAAAUCCAAAAUAUUUCUUUACUGGUUACUCCAGACAUUGCAAAUGGAGAAAUCGGCUUUACUGGCUUUCUUCCUAUCAUUCUGCAUGAACCAGAAGAUUCUCUGGCUGAAGUGAUAUACAUUCCUUUACAUCGGGAUGGAACAGAUGGGCAGGCUACUGUCUAUUGGAGUUUGAAGCCCUCUGGUUUUAAUUCAAAAGCAGUGACCCUGGAUGAUAUAGGUCCCUUUAAUGGCUCUGUUGUGUUUUUAUCUGGGCAAAGUGACACAACAAUCAACAUUACCGUCAAAGGUGAUGACAUACCGGAAAUGAAUGAAACCCUAACACUUUCUCUAGACAGGGUCAGUGUAGAAAAUCAAGUGUUGAAAUCUGGAUAUACUAGCAGGAAUCUAAUUAUUUUGGAAAAUGAUGAUCCUGGGGGAGUGUUUGAAUUUUCUCCUGCUUCUAGGGGACCCUAUGUUAUCAAUGAAGGAGAAUCUGUAGAGCUCCACAUUGUCCGAUCCAGGGGGGCUCUUGUGAAGCAGUUUCUACACUAUCGAGUAGAGCCAAGAGAUAGCAAUGAAUUCUAUGGAAACAUGGGGAUACUCGAAUUUAAACCUGGGGAGAGAGAGAUAGUAAUCACCUUGCUAACAAGAUUGGAUGGGAUACCAGAGUUGGAUGAACACUAUUGGGUGGUCCUCAGCAGUCAUGGUGAACGGGAAAGCAAGUUGGGAAGUGCUACGGUUGUCAACAUAACAAUUCAGAAAAAUGAUGAUCCUCAUGGGAUUAUAGAAUUUGUUUCUGAUGGCUUAAUUGUCUUGAUAAAUGAAAGUAAAGGAGAGGAUACCUAUAGUGCUGUUUAUGAUGUAGUAAGAAAUCGAGGCAACUUUGGUGAUGUUAGUGUAUCAUGGGUGGUUAGUCCAAACUUCACACAAGAUGUAUUUCCCAUCCAAGGGACUGUUUUCUUUGGAGAUCAGGAAUUUUCAAAAAAUAUCACCAUUUAUUCCCUACCAGAUGAGAUUCCAGAGGAAAUGGAAGAAUUUACCAUUACCCUACUUAAUGUCACUGGAGGAGCUAAAAUAGGAAAUAAAACAACUGCAACUCUGAGGAUUAGAAGAAAUGAUGACCCCAUUUAUUUUGCAGAACCUCAUGUAGUGAAGGUUCAAGAAGGUGGGACUGCUUACUUUACUGUUGUCAGAAAUGGGUCUGUUGAUGUUGCCUGCACUGUCCAAUAUGCCACCGUGGAUGGGAAAGCAACUGCAAGAGAGGGAGACUUUGUUCCUUUUGAGAAAGGGGAAACACUCGUGUUUGAGGUUGGAAGAAGACAGCAGAACAUAUCUGUAUAUGUUAAUGAAGAUAAUAUCCCAGAAACGGAUGAGUCCUUUUAUAUAAUUCUCUUUAAUUCAACAGGUGAUACAGUAGUAUAUCAGUAUGGAAUAGCUACAGUGAUAAUUGAAGCUAAUGAUGAUCCAAAUGGUAUCUUUUCUCUUGAACCCAUAGAAAAAGCAGUAGAAGAAGGAAAAACUAAUGCAUUUUGGAUUUUGAGGCAUCGAGGACACUUUGGCAAUGUUUCUGUGGCUUGGCAGCUGUUUCAGAAUGAUUCUGCUUUGCACCCUGGACAAGAGUUCUAUGAAACUUCAGGAACUGUUAACUUUAUGGAAGGAGAAGGAGCAAAACCAAUAAUUCUCCAUGCUUUUCCAGAUAAAAUUCCUGAGUUCAAUGAAUUUUAUAUUCUGAAGCUUGUAAACAUAUCAGGUGGAUCCCCGGGUCCUGGUGGCCAAUUAGCAGAAACCAAUCUCCAGGUGACAGUAAUGAUUCCAUUCAAUGAUGAUCCCUUUGGAGUUUUCAUCUUGGAUCCAGAAUGUUUAGAGAGAGAAGUGGCAGAAGAUGUCCUCUCAGAAGAUGAUAUGUCUUAUAUUACCAACUUCACUAUUUUGAGGCAACAAGGUGUCUUUGGUGAUGUUCGAGUAGGCUGGGAAAUACUGUCCAGUGAGUUCAGGGCUGGGUUGCCUCCAAUGAUUGAUUUUUUACUGGUUGGAAUUUUUCCCAGUUCUGUGCAUUUACAAACUCACAUGAGGCGUCACUAUAGUGGAACAGAUGCUUUGUAUUUCAGUGGACUAGAGGGUGCAUUUGGGACUGUUAAUCCCAGAUAUCAUCCCUCCAGGAACAACACAAUUGCCAAAUUUACAUUUUCAGCAUGGGUAAUGCCUAAUGCCAAUACAAAUGGAUUUGUUAUAGCAAAGGAUGAUGGAAAUGGAAGCAUCUACUAUGGGGUAAAAAUUCAAACAAAUGAAUCCCAUGUGACACUUUCCCUUCAUUACAAAACUUUGGGUUCCAAUGUUACAUAUAUUGCCAAGACAACAGCCGUGAAAUAUUUAGAGGAAAAUGUUUGGCUUCAUCUUCUAAUUAUCUUGGAUGAUGGCAUACUUGAAUUUUAUCUUGAUGGAAAUGCAAUGCCAAGAGGAAUUAAGAGUCUGAAAGGAGAAGCCAUUAUGGAUGGUCCUGGGAUUCUGAGAAUUGGGGCAGGGAUGAAUGGCAAUGACAGAUUUACAGGUUUGAUGCAGGAUGUGAGGUUCUAUGAGCAGAAACUGACCCUUGAAGAAAUUUAUGAACUUCAUGCCAUGCCUGCAAAGAGUGAUUUAUACCCCAUUUCUGGAUAUAUGGAGUUCAGACAAGGAGAAACUAACAAAUCAUUCAUUGUUUCUGCAAGAGAUGACAAUGAAGAGGAAGGGGAAGAAUUAUUCAUUCUUAAACUAGUCUCUGUAUAUGGAGGAGCUCGCAUUUCUGAAGAAAAUACUACAGCAAGAUUAAUAAUACAAAAAAGUGACAAUGCCAAUGGCUUGUUUGGCUUCACAGGAACUUGUAUUCCAGAGAUUGCAGAGGAGGGCUCCACCAUUUCAUGUGUGGUGGAGCGAACCAGAGGAGCUCUGGAUUAUGUGAAUAUUUUUUACAUCAUCUCACAGAUUGAAUCUGAUGGCAUUAAUUACAUAGUUGAUGAUUUUGCCAACGCCAAUGGAACUAUCACAUUCCUUCCUUGGCAGAGAUCAGAGGUCCUGAAUAUAUAUGUUCUUGAUGAUGAUAUUCCUGAACUUAAUGAGUAUUUUCGUGUGACAUUGGUGUCUGCAAUUUCUGGAGAUGGAAAACUGGGUUCAACUCCCACCAGUGGUGCAAGCAUAGAUCCUGAGAAGGAAACGACAGAUAUCACUAUCAAAGCUAGUGAUCAUCCAUAUGGUGUGCUGCAGUUCUCCACAGGACUGCCUCCCCAGCCUGAGGAUGCAGUGACCCUGCCUGCAAGCAGUGUUCCACAUAUCACUGUGCAGGAGGAAGAUGGAGAAAUCCAGUUACUGGUCGUCCGUGCACAAGGACUCCUGGGGAGGGUUAUGGCAGAAUUUAGAACCGUUUCAUUGACAGCAUUCAGUCCUGAGGACUACCAGAGUGUUGUUGGUACCUUAGAAUUUCAACCAGGAGAAAGAUAUAAAUACAUUUCUGUCAACAUCACUGAUAAUUCUAUCCCUGAACUGGAAAAAUCUUUUAAAGUUGAGUUAUUAAAUUCAGAAGGAGGAGUGGCUGAACUCUUUAGGGUUGAUGGCAGUGGUAGUGGUGAUGGGGACAUGGAAUUCUUCCUUCCAACUAUUCAUAAAUGUGCCAGUCUAGGAGUUGCUUCCCAGAUUUUAGUGACAAUUGCGGCCUCUGACCAUGCUCAUGGUGUAUUUGAAUUUAGUCCUGUGUCACUCUUUGUCAGUGGAACUGAACCGGAAGAUGGGCACAGCACUGUUACAUUAAAUGUUAUGAGAAGUCAUGGAGCUCUGUCUCAGGUGACUUUGUAUUGGAACAUAGACUCUGAUCUGGAUGGAGAUCUUGCCUUCACCUCUGGCAACAUUACAUUUGAGAUUGGGCAGAAGAGUGCCAAUAUCACAGUGGAAAUAUUGCCAGAUGAAGACCCAGAACUGGAUAAGACAUUGUCUGUGUCAAUCCUCAGUGUCUCCAGUGGCUCUUUAGGAGUUCAUACUAAUGCCACAUUGACAAUUUUGGCAAGUGAUGAUCCUUAUGGGGUAUUCAUCUUCUCUGAAAAAAAUAGACCUAUUGAAGUUGAAGAAGCAACCCAGAACAUCACAUUGUCAGUAAUAAGGUUGAAAGGCCUCAUAGGAGAAGUCAUAGUUACAUACGCAACAAUGGAUGAUAUGGGAACAGCACAUUAUUUUCCACCUAAUUUAGCCAGAGCGACUCAAGGAAGAGACUACAUACCGACUUCUGGGUUUAUUAUUUUCAGAGCUAACCAGAAUGAGGCAACAAUAACUAUUUCGAUUUUGGAUGAUGAUGAACCAGAAGGAUCAGAAUCUGUGUUUAUUGAACUGCUCAACUCUACUUUAAUAGAGAAAGUGCAGGAUCGCCCAAUUCCAAAUUCUCCACGCCUUGGGCUGAAGGUAGAAACUAUUGCUCAUCUAAUUAUCAUUGCAAAUGAUGAUGCAUUUGGAAUACUUCAGCUUUCAGCGUCAGUUGUUCGAGUGGCAGAAAAUCACGUUGGACCAAUUAUCAAUGUGACUAGAACAGGAGGAGCAUUUGCAGAUGUUUCUGUGAAGUUUAAAGCUGUGCCAAUAACAGCAAUUGCUGGUGAAGAUUACAGCAUAGCUUCAUCAGAUGUGGUUUUGUUAGAAGGGGAAACCAGUAAAGCUGUGCCAAUUUAUGUCAUUAAUGACAUUUACCCUGAGCUGGAAGAAUCUUUUCUCGUACAGCUGCUGAAUGAAACAACAGGAGGAGCCAAACUAGGGGCAUUAACAGAGGCGAUCAUUAUUAUUGAGGCCUCUGAUGACCCCUAUGGAUUAUUUGGUUUUCAGAUUACUAAACUUACUGUAGAGGAACCUGAGUUUAACUCAGUGAAGGUAAACCUGCCAAUAAUUCGAAAUUCUGGGACACUUGGCAAUGUUACUGUUCAGUGGGUUGCCACCAUUAAUGGACAGCUUGCUACUGGCGACCUGCGAGUUGUCUCAGGUAAUGUGACCUUUGCCCCUGGGGAAACCAUUCAAACCUUGUUGUUAGAGGUCCUGGCUGACGACGUUCCGGAGAUUGAAGAGGUUAUCCAAGUGCAGCUAACUGAUGCCUCUGGUGGAGGUACUAUUGGGUUAGAUCGAGUGGCUAAUAUUACUAUUCCUGCCAAUGAUAAUCCUUAUGGUACAGUAGCCUUUGUUCAGUCUGUUUAUCAUGUUCAAGAGCCUCUGGAAAGAAGUUCCUGUGCUAACAUAACUGUCAGGCGAAGCGGAGGGCACUUUGGUCGGCUGCUGUUGUUCUACAGUACUUUUGAUAUUGAUGUAGUGACUCUUGCUGUUGAGGAAGGUCAAGAUUUACUGUCCUACUAUGAAUUGCCAGUUCAAGAGGUGCCAGACCCACUCUGGAGAACUUGGGUGAAUGUCUCUGUAGUGAAGGAACCCCAGUAUACCUGUGCCACUUUGUGCCUCAAAGAACACGCUUGCUUAGCAUUUUCAUUUUUCAAUGCUUCUGAGGGCCCUCAGUGUUUUUGGAUGACAUCAUGGGCCAGUCCAACUCGCAACAACUCAGACUUCUGGACCUACAGGAAAAACACGACCAGGGUAGCUUCUCUUUUUAGCAGUCAGGCUGUCGCUGGUAGUGAUUAUGAGCCUGUGACUAGGCAAUGGGCUGUAAUGCUGGAAGGCGAUGAAUUUGCAAAUCUCACGGUUUCUAUUCUUCCUGAUGAUUUCCCAGAGAUGGAUGAAAGUUUCCUGAUUUCCCUUCUUGAAGUUCACCUCAUCAACAUCACAGCCAGUUUCAAAAAUCAGCCAACCAUAGGACAGCCAAAUACUUCUACAGUUGUCAUAGCAUUAAAUGGUGAUGCCUUUGGAGUGUUUGUGAUAUACAGUAUUAGUCCCAGUACAUCUGAUGAUGGCUUAUAUGUCGAUGUUCAGGAGCAGCCACAAAUCACAGUGGACCUGAUGAUCCACAGGACAGGAGGCAGCUUAGGUCAAGUGACAGUUGAAUGGCGUGUUGUUGGUGGAACAGCUACUGAAGGUUUAGAUUUUGUUGGUGCUGGAGACAUUCUAACUUUUGUGGAAGGUGAAACAAAAAAGACAGUCGUCUUAACCAUUUUGGAUGACUCUGAGCCAGAGAACGAUGAAAGCAUCAUUGUUAGUUUGGUGUGCACCGAAGGCGGAAGUAGAAUCUUGCCAAGUUCUAGCACCAUUACAGUCAACAUUUUGGCCAAUGAUAAUGUGGCAGGGAUUGUUAGCUUUCAGACAGCUUCCAGAUCUGUCAUAGGUCAUGAAGGAGAAAUUUUGCAGUUCCAUGUGAUAAGAACACCCCCUGGUCGAGGAAAUGUUACUAUUAACUGGAAAAUUAUUGGGCAAAAUCUAGAACUCAAUUUUGCUAACUUUACUGGACAACUCUUCUUUUCUGAGGGGUCAUUGAAUCAAACAAUAUUUGUGCAUUUGUUGGAUGACAACAUUCCUGAAGAGAAAGAAGUAUACCAAGUAAUUCUGUAUGACAUCAGGACACAAGGAGUUCCACUGGCAGGAAUGGCUGUACUUGAUGCUCAAGGAUAUGCAUCUGUGCUUACAGUGGAAGCCAGUGAUGAACCUCAUGGAGUUUUAAAUUUUGCUCUUUCAUCAAGAUUCAUUCUAGUGGAAGAGGCUAACAUAACUAUUCAGCUUUUCAUCAACAGAGAAUUUGGAUCUUUAGGAGUUGUCAAUGUCACAUAUACCACAGUUCCUGGAAUGCUGAGUCUAAAAAACCAAACAGAAGGAAACCUUGCAGAGCCAGAAGUGGAUUUUGUGCCACUAUUUGGCUUUCUGAUUUUAGAAGAAGGGGAAACAUCAGCAGCCAUCAACAUUACUAUACUUGAGGAUGAUAUACCAGAGCUAGAAGAAUAUUUCCUGGUGAAUUUAACUUAUGUGGAACUUAUCAUGGCUCCUUUAACUUCAUUUCCUCCCAGACUUGAUUCAGAAGGCUCGACUGCACAAAUUAUUAUUGAUGCCAAUGAUGGUAGCCGAGGCGUAAUUGAAUGGCAACGUAACAGGUUUGAAGUGAAUGAAGCCCAGGGCAGUUUAACAUUGGUAGCCCAGAGGAGCAGGGGAGCUCUUGGCCACAUUUCCUUGUUUGUUUAUGCACAGAACUUGGAAGCACAACUAGGGCUGGAUUAUAUCUUUACUCCAAUGAUUCUCCAUUUUGCUGAUGGAGAAAGAUACAGGAAUGUUGACAUCAUGAUUCUGGAUGAUGACAUUCCAGAAGGAGAUGAAAAUUUUCAGCUGAUUCUAACAAAUCCUUCUCCUGGACUAGAGCUGGGGGCAAACACAAUAGCCUUAAUUACUGUCCUCGCUAAUGAUGAUGGCCCUGGAGUUCUAUCAUUUAACAACAGUGAGCACUUUUUCCUAAGAGAACCAACAGCUGUCUAUGUAAAAGAGAGUGUUGCAGUAUUGUAUAUUGUACGGGAACCUGCAAAAGGACUCUUUGGAUCUGUGACAGUUCAGUUCAUUGUGACAGAAGUGAAUUCUUCAAUUGAGUCUAAAGAUCUUUCUCCUUCCCAAGGCUAUAUUGUUUUAGAAGAAGGUGUUCGAUUCAAGGCCCUACACAUAUCUGCCAUAUUAGACACGGAACCAGAAAUGGAUGAGCAUUUUGUUUGCACUUUGUUUAACCCAACUGGGGGUGCUAGACUAGGGGCACCUAUUGAAACUCUGAUAACAGUUAUACAAAACCAAGCCCCUUUGGGGCUAUUCAGUAUCUCUGCAGUUGAAAAUAGAGCCACCUUUAUAGCCAUCGAAGAAGCCAACAGGACUGUAUAUUUAAAUAUCUCACGUACUAAUGGAAUUGAUUUAGCUGUGAGUGUGGAGUGGGAGACAGUAUCUGAAACAGCCUUUGGCAUGAGGGGAAUGGAUGUUGUGUUUUCCAUAUUUCAAAGUUUUUUGAAUGAAUCAGUUUCUGGUUGGUGUUUCUUUACUUUGCAAGAUUCAUUAUAUGGUGUAAUGUUAAGAAACUUGUCUGUGGGAUUUUCUACUAUUUAUCGAUGGCAAGGAAUUUUUAUUCCAAUUGAGGAUCUAAAUAUAGAAAAUCCUAAAACUUGUGAGACGUUUAAUAUUGAUUUUUCCCCCUUCUUUGUGAUUACCCAUGAAGAAACAAAUCAAGGAAAGUCUUCUGUAAACAGUGUGUAUACAGUCACAUCUGGAUUCAAAUUAUUACUGGUGCAAACAUUCAUUAUUUCAGGAAGUUCUCAAGUAAAAUAUUUUAUUUCAGGUGGUCAAAAUUUCUUAAUUGUUGCAAGUCAACAAGAUGAUUCUGAAUUAACUCAGGUUUUCAGAUGGAAUGGAAGAAAUUUCAUGUUGCAUCAGAAACUCCCAGUACGAGGUGUGCUGAGCAUGGCCGUGUUCAACAGAGGCGGCUAUGUGUUCUUAGCUGUUUCCCAGGCUAAUACCAGGCUAAAUGUCCUUGUAUUCAGAUGGUCUGCUGGUGGGUUUAUUAACUUUCUUGAAGUGCCAGUCAGUGGGACGACGCAAGUCAAGGCUUUUACUUCAGGCGAUGACAUUUAUUUAAUUUUUGCCAAAAAUAUCUUUCUAGGAGCCCAGAAUUCAACUGAUAUUUUCAUCUGGGAAACAGGACAGUCUUCUUUCAGAUAUUUUCAGUCUCUGGAUUUUAACACUGUUCACCAGAUCCACUCCUUUACAGCAGCUUCAGGAAUAGUCCACGUACUUCUUAUUGGCCGAGAUGUGUCUGCUCUUUACUGCUGGGAUUCAGAGCUGAAUCAGUUCUCUUUUGUUCUGGAAGCACCUUCUGCACAUGAUGCAACUUCUGUUACAGUGAAAUCUCUUAAUUCAAGCAAGAGUUUAAUUGCCCUAGCGGGAGCUACCCAUUCACACAUAUAUGAGCUGGCCUACAUUUCCAGUCAGUCUGACUUUAUUCCCAGUUCAGGUGAACUAAUAUUUGAACCUGGAGACAGAGAAGCUAUAAUAGUGGUAAAUAUCCUUGAUGAUAUAGUUCCAGAGGAAGAAGAAUCCUUCAGAGUUCAACUUAAAAAUCCCAAAGGAGGAGCAGAGAUUAGUAUUAAUGGUUAUGUAAAAAUAACUAUUGUGUCUAAUGAUGAUGCCUAUGGAAUUGUUGGAUUUGCUCAGAAUUCAUUACAUAAGCAAGUGGAACAAAUGGAGCAAGACAACCUAGUAACCUUGAAUGUUGAACGAUUAAAAGGAACAUAUGGUCAUAUAACUGUAUCAUGGGAAGCUGAAGGAAGUAUUAGUGAUGUAUUUCCCACCUCAGGAGCGAUUUCAUUUUCAGAAGGCCAGGCGUUGUCUACUAUCACUCUGACUGUUCUUGCUGAUGAUAUACCAGAGUUAUCAAAGGUUGUGAUUGUGACACUCAUCAGUAUUACAACAGAAGGGGUUGAGGACCUAUCAAGAGGUGCUACUAUUGAUCAGAAAAGGAGCAAGUCUGUGAUAACUACUCUACCUAAUGACUCACCCUAUGGCUUGGUGGGCUGGCAGGCCGAGUCUCUCUUUGUUAGAGUAGCAGAGCCAAAAGAGAACAUCACCCUUCUUCAAUUACAAAUUGUUCGAGAUAAAGGAUUAUUUGGGGACAUUGCCAUUCACUUGAUAGCUAAACCAGAUUUCUUACUGCCCAUCAAUAAUCAAGCUACUGAAAGUGAAGAUUAUGUUCUACAAGAAACAGUAAUAAUAAUGAAAGAAAACAUGAAGGAAAGUUAUGCCAAAGUUGCCAUUUUGCCGGAUGAUGUUCCAGAAUUGGAGGAAGGAUUUAUUGUCAAUAUCACCAAUGUGCACCUAGUGAACUCUGACUUCUCUGUAGGACAGCCAAGUGUGUGGAGACCUGGAAUGGAAAUAGCUGAGAUAAUGAUUGAAGAAAAUGAUGAUCCCAGAGGAAUUUUUAGAUUUCAUGUUACCAGAGAUGCUGGUGGAGUUAUGAUUGCUCAUGAGGUGCCUCCGCCCUUGAAUAUUCUUCACGUUCCUGUGAUCAGGCUGGCUGGAAGCUUUGGGGCAGUAAAUGUUUAUUGGAAAGCAAUAUGGGACAAUGCUGACCUGGAAGACUUUAAGCCAUCUCAUGGAAUUCUUGAAUUUUCUGAUGGACAAGUUACUGCCAUGAUAGAAAUCACCAUAAUUGAUGAUGAUGAAUUUGAACUCUUGGAGAUGUUCAAUAUUUCCUUAAUCAGAGUAGCUGGAGGUGGCAGACUUGGUGAUGAUAUUGUGGUAACUGUUGUUAUUCCACCGAAUGAUUCUCCAUUUGGGAUAUUUGGAUUUGAAGAAAAGACUGUAAUGGUUGAUGAAUCGCCUUUGUCUGAUGACCCUGAUUCUUAUGUUACGUUAACGGUUGUCCGGUCUCCAGGAGGGAAAGGAGCUGUCCGACUUCAGUGGACUGUAGAUGAGAUGGCUAAAGAUGAUCUCAGUCCUUUGAAUGGGACACUUCAUUUUGACGAGUCUGAGUCCCAGAAGACCAUUGUGUUGCACACACUUCAUGAUACUGUGUUGGAAGGGGACAGGCAUUUCAUCAUUCAUCUGAUACCAGCUGAUGACGUAGAAAUAUCUCCAGAGAAAGGAAGUGCAUCAAUAAUCAUUCGGGGAGAUUCAGGCCUGUCAGGAGAAGUUGGGAUAGCUCCAUCAUCUAGGAGUGUCCUCAUUGGGGAACCUUCAGCCAAAUAUAAUGGCACUGCUAUAAUCAGCCUUGUUCGUGGCCCAGGGAUUUUAGGGGAGGUCACUAUGUACUGGAGAAUAUUCCCUCCUUCAGAGAGGCAAUUUGUGGAAACAUCUGGAAAACUGACAAUGCGAGAUGGGCAAUCUGCAGCCGUUGUAUUAAUACAGGCUAUGAGUGAUGACAUUCCUGAAGAAAAGUGUUUCUUUGAGUUUCAGCUCACUGGAGUCAGUGAGGGAGCAGUGCUGAGUGAAUCCAGCAGAACUGCCAACAUCACAGUGGUGGCCAGUGACGUUCCUUAUGGCCGGUUUGCCUUCUCACAUGAACAGCUGUGGGUGCCAGAAGACGCACAAAGGGUCAACAUUACAAUCAUCCGUUUGGGUGGAUCUUUUGGCUUCGUGAGGCUCUGGUAUGAGACUGUGAGUGGAAGUGCUGAGGCCGGCUUGGAUUUUACUCCUGCGGCAGGGGAGCUUCUCUUUGAACCAAGGGAGAUGCUGAAAAGUAUGCAUAUCCAAAUACUUGACGAUGACCUUCCUGAAGGCCCUGAAGAGUUUUCUCUUGCAGUUACAAAGGUGGAACUCCAGGGAAGAGGGUAUGAUUUUACUGUCCGAGAAAAUGGACUUCAGAUCGAUCAACCUCCCGAAAUAGGAAACAUUUCCAUUGUUCGAAUCAUAAUAAUGAAAAAUGAUAAUGCAGAGGGUAUCAUUGAAUUUGACCCAAGGUAUACUACCUUUGAAGUGGAAGAAGAUAUUGGGACGAUUAUGAUCCCAGUGGUGAGACUUCAUGGAACUUACGGCCUUGUGACAGCUGAUUUCAUCUCUCAGAGUUCCUCUGCCAUUUCUGGUGGUGUUGAUUAUUUACUGCAUGGUAGUACUGUUACUUUUCAACAUGGGCAGAACUUAAGUUUUAUAAAUGUCUCCAUCAUUGAUGAUGAUGAAAGUGACUUUGACGAGCCCAUUGAAAUUCUGCUUGCUGGAGCUACUGGUGGAGCAGUCCUUGGGCGCCACCUACUGAGCAGAAUCACCAUUGCCAAGAGUGACUCUCCCUUUGGGGUUGUAAGAUUUCUCAAUCAAAGCAAAAUUUCUAUUCUUAACCCCAAUUCCACAAUGAUUUUAUCUUUGGUAUUGGAGCGAACUGGAGGACUCUUGGGAGAGAUUCAGGUGGACUGGGAGAUACAAGGACCCAAUUCACGGAAUGUAUUACCACCACAGAACAGUGACAUUGCAGAUCCAGUGAGCGGGUCCUUCUAUUUUGAAGAGGGAGAAGGGGGAUUGAGGACCAUAAUUCUUGCAAUUAAUCCUUACGACAAAAUUGAAGUUGAAGAAACUUUCAUUAUUGAACUUAAGCUUGUUAAAGGAGAAGCUAAAUUAGACUCCAGAGCUAGAGAUAUUACAUUAACAAUACAAAAGUUUGGUGAUCCAAAUGGAGUUGUUCAGUUUGCUCCCAAGUCUUUAUCUGAGAAGACAUACUCAGAGCCAUUGGCUUCAGAAGGGCCCCUGCUCAUUACUUUCUUUGUCAAAAGAGUAAAGGGCGUUUUAGGAGAGAUUACGGUUUAUUGGGAAUUAAGUAGUGAGUUUGAUAUUUCAGGAGACUUUCUUUCCACAAAAGGAUUUUUUGUCAUUGCUGAUGGAGAGAGUGAAGUGAGCUUUGACGUUCAUUUGUUACCGGAUGACGUACCUGAGAUAGAGGAAAAUUAUGUGAUUCAGCUUGUUUCUGUAGAGGGAGGGGCAGAAUUAGAUCCAGAAAGAUAUAUUACACGAUUCUCUGUUUCUGCGAAUGAUGACCCACAUGGAAUAUUUGCCUUGUAUUCUAAUCACCAGUCAAUAGUUAUUGGGCAGAACCUUAGUAGAUACAUCCAAAUUAAUGUAACCCGGCUUGCUGGAACAUUUGGAGAUGUGGCUGUUGGAUUUCGAAUAUCAUCUGACCAGAAGCAACAGCCAAUUGUUACUGAAACUGCAGAGUGGCAACUGGUGGUCAAAGAUGGUGCCAGAUAUAAAGUGGACACAGUGCCAAUAAAGGAUCAGGUCUUCCUGUUACUGGGCUCUAAUUUCAUAUUACAACUGGUGACUGUGAUGCUUGGUGUUGGGCGGGUGUAUGGAAUGCCAAAAAUUCUCCAAGAAGCAAAGUCAGCUGUCCUUCCUGUCCCUGUGAAAGCUGCCAAUUCUCAGGUUGGAUUUGAAUCUACUGCUUUUCAACUUAUGGACAUUGCUGCUGGAACAAGCCAUGUUGUGAUUUCUAGGAGAGGUACAUACGGCUCUCUCACAGUUGUCUGGACCACUGGAUAUGCUCCUGGGUUAGAAAUCCCUGAACCCAUUUUUGUCGGCAACAUGACCCCCAAACUGGGGAACCUUUCAUUUUCUCAUGGUGAACAGAGUAAAGGAGUUGUGCUGUGGACAUUUCCAAGCCCUGGUCGACCAGAGGCCUUUGUCAUUCACCUAUCAGGAGUGCAGAGCAGUGUACCAGGUGGAGCUCGACUUCGAUCAGGUUUCACGGUUGCUGAAAUUGAGCCAAUGGGAGUCUUUCAGUUCUCCCCUAGUUCAAGAAAUGUCACUGUGUCAGAGGACAUACAGAUGACCAGAUUACAUGUACAAAGACUGUUUGGGUUCCACAGUGAUCUUAUUAAAGUUUUCUAUCAAACAACGGCAGGAAGUGCAAAGCCAUUGGAAGACUUUGAGCCUGUUCAAAAUGGGGAACUACUUUUUAAAAAAUUCCAGGCUGAGGUUGAUUUUGAAAUAACCAUUAUUAAUGAUCAGCUUCCUGAGAUAGAAGAAAUUUUUUAUAUCAAUCUAACUUCAGUAGAAAUUAGGGGGCUAAAAACGUUCGAUGUUAGCUGGAAACCACGACUGAAUCUGGAUUUUAGUGUUGCAGUGAUCACAAUAUUGGAUAAUGAUGGCCUGGUAGAAGUGGAUGAUUCUCUCUCCAAGACAACUGUGGUGGGAGCCACAGCUCUCAUUCCUAUAGAAACUGACUCUACUACACACCCUGACAGAACUAAGAUAACUGCCAUUCCACAGCCAACCGAAAUGGUUUCCGUUGCUCCUGAGGCAACUGGUACAUCUGCCAUGCCUGAGAAACUUGUCACCCUUCCCGGUACAUCCACUAUGUCUGAGAAGCCUUCUGUAGACACUGUAACUGCUGAUGUUUCUAUUCAUGGAACAUUUAGUCUUGGGCCACCUAUUAUUUACAUUGAAGAGGAGAUGGAGAAUGGCACAUUCAAUAUUGCCAAAGUUCUUAUCCGAAGAACUGGUGGAUUUACUGGCAAUGUCAGUGUAACAGUUAAAACCUUUGGGGAAAGACGUGCUCAGGAAGAGCCAGAUGCAUGGCCCUUUCAUGGUGUCUAUGGAAGUUCCAACUUAACAUGGGCAAUUGAGGAAGAAGACUUUCAAGAACAAACUCUUACCCUUACAUUUCUAGAUGGAGAAAGAGAAAAAAACAUAUCAGUUCAAAUUUUGGAUGAUGAUGAGCCUGAAGGACAGGAAUUCUUCUAUAUAUUUCUCACAGAUCCUCAAGGAGGAGCGAAGAUUGUGCAAGAGAAAGAUGAUACUGGCUUUGCAGCUUUUGCCAUGGUCAUUAUUACAGGGAGUGAUCUUCAGAAUGGCAUUUUAGGAUUCAGUGAGGAGUCCCAGAGUGGACUAGAACUGACUGAAGGAGCUGAUAAGAGAAGACUGAAUCUUAUUGUCAUAAGGCAGCCAAACAGGGCCUUUGAAGAUGUCAGGGUCUUUUGGCGAGUCUCAUUUAACAAAACUGCUACUGUGCUUCAGAAAGAUGGUGUGAACUUGAUUGAUGAACUUCUGUCCACAUCAGGGGCCACGACCUGUAUAACUGGUCAAACAAAAUGCUUCAUCGCCAUUGAGCGGAAACCAGAGAAGGUACCUCAAGUUGAAAUGUAUUUCUUUGUGGAGCUUUAUGAAGUAACUUCUGGAGCUGCAAUAAAUAACAGUGCUAGAUUUGCUCAGAUUAAAAUAUUAAAGGGUGUCGAACCUCAAAGCCUCGUAUAUUUUUCUGUUGGUUCUCGGCUGGCAGUGGCUCAUAAGAAGUCUACUUUAAUCACUUUGCAGGUGGGCAGAGAUUCUGGGCCAGCGCUACUGAUAUCUGUUAACUACAGUACCCAGGAGUUGAGGAGUGCUGAAACAAUUGGCCGUACACUCAUAUCUCCAGCUAUUUCUGGGAAGGAUUUUGUGAGAACUGAAGGCACGUUGGUGUUUGAACCUGGCCAGAGAAACACUGUAGUGGACAUCAUCCUAACCCCAGAGACAGCAUCUUUAAAUCCAUUUCCUAAACGCUUCCAGAUUGUGCUUUUUGACCCAAAAGGUGGGGCCAGAAUCGAUAAACUAUAUGGGACUGCCAACAUCACUCUUGUCUCUGACUCAGAUUCUCAGGCCAUCUGGGGUCUUGCAGACCAACUGCACCAGCCUUUGGAUAGUGAUAUUCUCAACAGAGUGCUCCACAACAUUAAUAUGAAAGUGGCUACGGAGAACACAGAUGAACAGCUCAGCGCCAUCAUGCAUUUAAUGGACAGGAUAACUUUUGAAGGAAAAAAUCAAGCAUUCAGUAUUAAAAGACAAAAUAUCUUCUAUGAAAUUCUUUGUGCUCUUAUUAAUCCAAAGCGCAAGGAUACUAGAGGAUUCAGUCACUUUACUGAAGUGACUGAGAAUUUUGCCUUUUCUCUGCUGACUGAUGUUACCUGUGGAUCUGCUGGUGAAAAAAGUAAAGUCAUCCUUGACAGUUGUCCAUAUUUGUCAAUACUGGCUCUUCACUGGUAUCCUCAGCAAAUCAAUGGGCACAAGUUUGAAGGAAAGGAAGGUGAUUAUAUUCGAAUUCCUGAGAGGUUAUUGGAUGUCCCGGAUGCAGAAAUAAUGGCUGGGAAAAGUACAUGUAAAUUAGUCCAGUUCACAGAGUAUAGCAGUCAGCAGUGGUUUAUAACUGAAAACAAUCUACCUGCCUUGAAAAAUAAGGUAUUAUCAUUGAGUGUGAAAGGUCAAAGUUCACAACCCUUGCCUGACAACAAUGAGGUUCUCUACAGGAUUUAUACUGCUGAGCCUAGAAUUGUUCCACACACAUCCCUGUGUCUCCUUUGGAAUCAGGCUGCUACAAGCUGGUUGUCUGACAAUCAGUUUUGCAAGAUGGUUGAGGACACUUCAGACUACGUGCAAUGUGCCUGUUCACACAUGUCUGUGUAUGCUGUUUACGCCCAGACUGACAGCUUAUCUUCAUACAAUGAAGCCUUUUUCUCUUCUGGAUUUAUAUGUAUCUCAGGUCUUUGCCUGGCUGUUCUUUCUCAUAUCUUCUGUGCCAGGUAUUCCAUGUUUGCAGCUAAACUUCUGACUCACAUGAUGGCAGCAAGCUUAGGUACACAGGUUGUGUUUCUGGCAUCUGCAUAUAUAAGCCCCCAACUGGCCGAGGAGAGCUGCUCAGCUCUGGCUGCUGUCACACAUUACCUGUAUCUUUGCCAGUUUAGCUGGAUGCUCAUUCAGUCUGUGAAUUUCUGGUACGUGCUAGUGAUGAAUGAUGAACACACAGAGAGACGAUAUCUGCUCUUUUUCCUUCUGAGUUGGGGACUUCCAGCUUUUGUUGUGAUUCUCCUCAUAGUUAUCCUGAGAGGAAUCUAUCAUCAGAGCAUGCCUCAGAUUUAUGGACUCAUCCACAGUGACCUGUGUUUCAUCCCAAACAUCUAUGCUGCUCUGUUCGCCGCUACUCUCAUUCCUUUAAUGUGCCUUGUGGUCGUGUUUGUGGUGUUCAUUCACGCCUACCAGGUGAAGCCACAGUGGAAAGCAUAUGAUGAUAUCUUCAGAGGAAGAACAAAUGCUGCAGAAAUUCCACUGGUUUUAUAUCUCUUUGCCCUGAUUUCCAUCACUUGGCUUUGGGGAGGACUUCAUAUGGCUUACAGACACUUCUGGAUGUUGGUUCUCUUUGUCAUUUUCAACAGUCUGCAGGGGCUUUAUGUUUUUGUGGUUUAUUUCAUUCUACACAACCAGAUGUGCUGCCCCAUGAAGGCCAGCUACACAGUGGAAAUGAAUGGGCAACCAGUGCCAAGCACAGCCUUCUUCACACCUGGGAGUGGAAUGCCUCCUGCUGGAGGGGAAAUCAACAAGUCCACCCAGAAUCUCAUCAGUGCUAUGGAGGAGGUGUCUGCCCCACCACCACCUUCCACCACCCCUAUAAUCACCUCCACCCUGCCACCACAACACCCUGUCCCUGGUGCUGGGCUCAGCGUCAGUGAUAAUGAAUCCGGUCAAGGCAGCCAGGAGGGAGGCACCAUGACUGACUCCCAGAUUGUAGAACUCAGGAGAAUACCUAUCGCAGACACCCACCUCUAG